AUGGAGGCCCAGGGUCACAUUGUCCACAACUGGAAGGUGCGAUGGUUCAUCCUCCGGCAGAACACACUGCUAUACUACAAGCUUGAGGGGGGCCGGAGAGUGACCCCUCCCAAGGGCCACAUCCUCCUGGAUGGCUGUACCAUCACCUGCCCCUGCCUGGAGUAUGAAAACCGGCCUCUGCUCAUUAAGCUGAAGACUCGAACAUCCACGGAGUACUUCCUGGAGGCCUGUUCUCGAGAGGAGAGGGAUGCCUGGGCCUUUGAGAUAACAGGGGCUAUUCAUGCUGGGCAGCCAGGGAAGGUCCAGCAACUCCACAUACUGAAAAACUCCUUCAAGCUUCCCCCUCACAUCAGCCUACAUCUUAUUGUGGAUAAGAUGCACGACAGCAGCAGCGGGAUCCGGCCAAGCCCCAACAUGGAGCAGGGAAGCACUUACAAAAAGACCUUCAUAGGCUCCUCCCUGGUGGACUGGCUCAUCUCCAACAGCUUCGCAGUGAACCGUCUGGAGGCGGUAACCCUGGCCUCCAUGCUCAUGGAGGAGAACUUCAUCAGGCCAGUAGGCAUCCGAAGCAUGGGAGCCAUUCGCUCUGGGGAUCUGGCCGAGCAGUUCUUGGAUGACUCCACGGCCCUGUACACUUUUGCUGAGAGCUAUAAGAAGAAGAUAAACCCCAAGGAAGAAAUCAGCCUCAGCACUGUGGAGUUAAGUGGCACAGUGGUAAAACAAGGCUAUCUGGCCAAGCAGGGGCACAAGAGAAAAAACUGGAAGGUUCGGCGUUUUGUUCUGAGGAAGGACCCAGCUUUCCUGCAUUACUACGACCCUUCCAAGGAAGAGAAUAGACCAGUUGGUGGGUUUUCUCUUCGUGGUUCCCUUGUGUCUGCUCUGGAGGAUAAUGGCGUUCCCACUGGAGUUAAAGGGAAUGUUCAGGGAAAUCUCUUCAAAGUGAUUACUAAGGAUGACACACACUAUUACAUUCAGGCCAGCAGCAAGGCUGAGCGAGCUGAGUGGAUCGAAGCUAUCAAACAGCUAACGUGAACUUGGCUAGAGUCUGAGGGAACAGGACCUGGAUGCCUCCCUGCUAGCAGAGGAUACAUACAGGGUUUCCUGGAGAAUGGGAGUGUGUUAAGACUUCUGACAAGGAGUUUAACAAGCAGUUAACUUCUUUGUACAUUUUGUACCACUUUGGAGGGAGACUGGUGAGUGCCUCAGUUACAAACAGCAGUGGUGCUAUUUCCUUCUGCAUCUUCAUGUUUAUCAACCUGGAAAGGCUAGAACAGCCCCUGGCAUUAGCAUCUUGACCUGUGCCAAUCACCACAGGUAGCCCUUUCCUUGGGCACCAAAGUAAGUUCCCCUUGUUGUAACACUGACACUGGACAUACUGCAACACUGACUAUAAUUCUAGUCU
Molecule: messenger RNA, 1402 nt
Organism: Trichechus manatus latirostris (Florida manatee)
Lineage: Eukaryota; Metazoa; Chordata; Mammalia; Sirenia; Trichechidae
Gene: PLEK2
Product: pleckstrin 2
Exons: 9
Coding region: 1-1032 (343 amino acids)
Biological process (GO): actin cytoskeleton organization; intracellular signal transduction
Cellular component (GO): plasma membrane
Source: RefSeq, a predicted model, not a curated record